ACACUUCCUUCCGUGCAUGCCCAAUUCAAUACUCAGAGAAACUUUCUCGCGCGGUUUCUUACUUUCUUCAUCCUGUUUGGUUACCGAGAAAAUGCGGGAAACUAAAGACCCUGCUAUCAAGCUAUUCGGCAAGGAAAUCCCCGUGCUGGAAGGCUUCGGUACUCCGGAGAUCUUCGACUUUGAACGGAGCUCUACUGGGACGGAGUCUUCAGAGGAAGAGAAAGCAGACAAGGAUUCUCCUGCUGGAAAAGCCGCAGAGACCAUGCAACAUACUUCCCCUGAAAAUACAGAAGAAUCAGCAAAUCCAGAGAAUAUGCAAGAGAGUGAUGUGAACCCGAAGACACCAACUAUUGACGAAGAAUCUGCAAAGCCAAAGACGACCAUGACAGAGGAAGAACAGAGUGGGACAAUGAACUCACAAGAGAAAACUUUGAAGAAGCCGGACAAGAUACUUCCGUGCCCCCGCUGCAAUAGCAUGGAUACAAAGUUCUGUUACUACAACAAUUACAAUGUCAACCAACCCCGUCAUUUCUGCAAAGCCUGUCAAAGAUAUUGGACAGCAGGGGGUACAAUGAGAAAUGUGCCUGUUGGAGCGGGACGCCGCAAGAACAAGAAUUCCGUGUCACAUUAUCAUCACAUCAACAUCUCUGAGGCACUCCAGGCUGCUAGAAUGGAAACUUCAAAUGGCACUCACCAUCCUGUAUUGAAAAGUAAUGGCAGAGUCCUUAGCUUUGGGUUAGACAAGCCAAUAUGUAGUUCUAUGGCUUCUGUGUUAACUCUUUCUGAUAAGGAUAUCUUCAAUGGCACCAGAAAUGGGUUUCAUGGCCAUGAGGAGCAAAGAAAUCCAGGUCCUUGCAAAGGUCGAGAAAAUUGUGAUGACUGCUCAAGCGGAUCUUCCGUCUUACUUUCUACUUCAGCGGAGGAAGGGGGCAGAAAUUGCUCACAAGAACCAUCAAUGCAAAAUGUUAAUGGAUUCUCUUCUCCGAUUCCUUGUCUUCCUUGGGCUUAUCCAUGGAACUCUGCAGUGCCCUCACCUGCUUUCUGCCCUCCAGGAUAUCCCAUAUCAUUCUAUCCUGCCUAUUGGAACUGUAAUUUUGGUGCCACGUGGAAUAUCCCUUCGUUAUCUCCGCAAUCUUCCUCAUCAAACCAAAAGGCUCCAAGCUCCGGUCCAAAGUCUCCCACACUAGGGAAGCAUUCAAGGGAUGGGAACAUGGAUAAAUCCGAUGAUCUUGAGGAACAGCCUUGUAGACAGAAAAAUGGACGUGUUUUGGUCCCCAAGACCCUAAGAAUUGAUGACCCAACUGAGGCUGCAAAAAGCUCUAUAUGGGCAACACUGGGAAUCAAGAAUGAAUCAAUAAAUGGGGGAGGAAUAUUCAAGUCCUUCCUAUCAAAGGGUGAUGAAAGGAAUCAUAUAUCUGAAACCGCUCGGGUAUUGCAAGCAAAUCCUGCUGCCUUGUCUAGAUCCAUCAACUUCCAGGAGAGCUCUUGAAGGUGUGGUAGUUUCCUGUGGUCCUUCAGUGUUUCAUAAAGGCAGGAAGAUUUUCAGCAUCCUUCAUGGAUUAUUUUUAAUUGAUCAGCCUUAAUGCUAACUGAACUAGCUAGCUGAUUGACUGAAAGCAAAGACCAGGGGAGAUAAGUUUCUGGUUGGCAAUAAGAUGGGGAUAAAAUCUCUUUUAGGAAAAGUGCCUCUUUGUAACAGUAUGCGCAGAUAUCUUUAUUUUCUCUGCUUGGUUUGCUGAGUUUUUGUCCUGUAAAUAUGUGUGUGUGUAAUGGUGGUGAGUGUAUAGUUGGAGAAUGAUCUUUAGAUGUAUGAAAAUCCAUGUGUACUGGGUUAGAACUUUCUUUCUAGAGCUGGAAAAUGUACCCUUUGCCCCAAUUUUCCUGGGUCCUGUAUAUACACUAACUGCAAGUAUUUUGUUUGUUGAACUUUACAAAAUGGACCAUUUUAGAC
Molecule: messenger RNA, 1951 nt
Organism: Tripterygium wilfordii
Lineage: Eukaryota; Viridiplantae; Streptophyta; Magnoliopsida; Celastrales; Celastraceae
Product: cyclic dof factor 3-like
Exons: 2
Coding region: 17-1489 (490 amino acids)
Biological process (GO): regulation of DNA-templated transcription
Molecular function (GO): DNA-binding transcription factor activity; DNA binding
Source: RefSeq, a predicted model, not a curated record